GGUGUGAAGCUGAACAAGGAAGCUGUUGUUCGAACAUUUGUGAAAUUGUGUCUUCUUGUCGUCAGUAGACCGUCGCUACAUGCCAGUAGUAGUAUCUAGCCCGGCUUGCGGCAUUUCUUCCACAGCCUCCGUCACAUCAUGAGAAGACGGAGAGGGUCCUUAGCCUCGACUUAGGGAUUGCGUACGGCAAGGAGGCGAGGAGAAGGAAGAACGGCUAGCCUGAGUAGUGGGAGAUGGCCGUGUCGUUCCGGGAUCCACAUACGUACUGAAAAGACAUCAGUGUAGCAGUUUAGAAGCUCCGCGUCCUGUGAAGGAUCCUGUCCAUGCUUCAUCAGCGAACUAACACAGCAUCGAAGAUGCCAGCGCAGGUUGAGCCACUCUAUCAAGUUCUUCUUGUGCUGAGCAUUUCCAUUGUGUCCAGGGCUAAUCAAGGCAUAAAUCUCGUUUCACCGUCACGCCAGAACGUUCACGUUAACGACACAGUGCCGGUCACUUGCUCGUCACUCACCUCGCCCAUCUCCUGGCGCGCGGACGGCGUGUGCACUGAAUCGUUCUCCGCCUGGCUAGCCACUGGAAAGAUGAGCAUACGGGAGCAGCGGAACACCACCACCGGCCUGGCAUACAGUACGCUAACGAUAGCGGAAGUGGCACCUCAACACAGCUGUGUGUUCACGUGUUUCCUGGCAGGCACGGCGCACUCGGCGAGCUCUACCGUUCACAUUGUCGUUACGCCGAAGCUGAGCAUCCAGAAUCGCGGCCACAUCCUGCUCAAUGUCCUCUCGGCCGACAGCCUCAGUUUGGAGCGGGUCCUCGGAGAGUCGGUGACCUGUGCCUGCAUGUCAAGCCUGCCGGCGCGGGUAUCCUGGCUCGACACGAACAAGAUGCUAGUCACGGAGUCGGCGCGUUUCCGCUUGUCAUCGCACCGGCGAGCAGGCACCUACUACGAGACGAGCACCACGCUCGUCGCGGUGAAUCCGGCCAGCGCCCGCGAGUUGGACGGUUUCUCCUGCUGGGCCGUCAGCCAGGGAGAGGUGUACCGCUCGGAGGGUGAUGAUCAAAACGCUAUCCCUAGCCGCGUCGUAUCAAUCACCCUUGCACCUCCGCCACCCUCAGAAAAUGGCACCGUAAGCACCAGUCUUUCCAGUGUCCAAGUAACGAACAUUGCCAUUUCGGCUGCCUUGGGAUGCAUCGCUAUCGCGAUAGCGGUUGUCCUGGCAACCACCAACUACUGGCAACAGAGUCAGCACCGGAAUAGGCAGUCAAAAUCUACGCAUACAGAAAUGGACGUGCCGAUGCCGCUGUCGCAGAUGGUCUCCUUCGACGACUUGCAGGGCUCGCAGACGGAGACACUGAGCACCACGCGCUCGCAGCUGGGCUGCGAGCAGCCGUCGGAAGUGCCAGUCGUCCCGCCGCUGCGCACAAGCCUGCACCCGGACGAUAGCGUCCCCGCCAUCACCACCGGCGGCGGCGUACUUUUGAAACUCUCCAACGAGGAGAUAUACAACGACGCCUACUCGAUGCCCAACAAGAAGCCGCCGCCGAAGGUGGACCCCAACAAAAUGGAGGCGAACCGCCGCAUCAGUGUGGUGUCGGAGAGUGGCUACCUAAGAUCCAUGAUCAACGAGUCCACACUCGGCCCAGAUGAGGAGAACUAUGCAGCUCUGUAGCGAUUGACAGUUGCCUAUUUUUUUGUCGAUUUAAAAGACAACAUAAUAAUUACUUAUUUUUUAGCAGUAAAGUAUUUACUUUCUAAAUGGCUUCAAGACCUAUCGAACUUAAUAAAGAAGAUUUCCAUUCAAGCAUUGUACAAAGUCUCAUGCAAUUGCCUGCCUCUGUCAGCAUUUUUUUCCAAUCAUGCAUGUUGAAACUUGGAUGUUGAGCCAAUAAUAAAUCAGAAAGUGCAACAACUAGCUGUCCCCGGGGAAAAUCGCGGAAAAAAUCCCAGAAUUUGCGGUGUAAUUUGCGGGUAAAUAUGGCAUAAUUUGCGGU
Molecule: messenger RNA, 1989 nt
Organism: Sycon ciliatum
Lineage: Eukaryota; Metazoa; Porifera; Calcarea; Leucosolenida; Sycettidae
Exons: 6
Coding region: 324-1667 (447 amino acids)
Source: RefSeq, a predicted model, not a curated record